Messenger RNA from Carcharodon carcharias (great white shark), 4679 nucleotides. RefSeq names its product transcription factor Sp3-like. The transcript has 8 exons. The record is from RefSeq and is a predicted model, not a curated record. NCBI's taxonomy places the organism in Eukaryota, Metazoa, Chordata, Chondrichthyes, Lamniformes, Lamnidae. The coding region runs from base 212 to 2692 and encodes 826 amino acids. Gene Ontology annotation, molecular function: RNA polymerase II cis-regulatory region sequence-specific DNA binding; DNA-binding transcription factor activity, RNA polymerase II-specific. Gene Ontology annotation, biological process: regulation of transcription by RNA polymerase II.
UUUGGUUGAAGGUCCAGGAACGUCGUGGUUUUUCUGCCGACCCCCGGACGGUCCCGGCUCGAAGCCCCACCCUUCGCCCGCUUCCUGCACCGUCAAUCAAAGCAGCACACAACACAAAUAAAACCCGAACGACGCUUGCCCGGCGCUAGCGUCCGAAAGGCACCAUGUUAACCGUAUAAACCGAGCCGGUGUGAGCCGCCCGGGAGCCGCUAUGACUGCUCCAGAAAAGCCAGUGAAGCAAGAGGAAAUGGCUGCGCUGGACGUGGACAAGCAGAGCGAGUAUCUGCAGCACAGAAACGCCGGGGCGCAGAACAUUCAGCCGUCACCGCUUGCAUUGCUGGCAGCUACGUGCAGCAAGAUCGGCUCGCCGCCAUCGGAGACCGUUGGAGCUACCACAACAGUUGGGACCGGGCUGCCGCUUGACUUGGCUUCUGCACAGCUUGCAGCAUCAAAUGGAUGGCAGUUAAUAACUUCAACACCAACUGUCGUAACAAAAGAUACUGCUGGUAAUUUUGUGCAAAUUACUGGACAGGUACCAGGAUCUCCAGUCACUGCCUCUGUACCAACAAGUGGACAAUAUGUUUUACAAAGCUUGCAGAACCAGCAGGUGUUUGCAGUUGCUCCAGGAUCAUCCACAGCUCCAACUGGUGUAGGGCCUAGUGUUCAAUAUCAAGUUAUUCCACAAAUUCAGACUGGAGAUGGGCAGCACUUACAAUUGAGCUUAGCUUCUUCUAGUGCAGAUGCAGCAUUACAGCAAGAUGGCAAUGGCCAUAUUCAAAUUAUUCCUGGCUCCAAUCAAGCAAUAAUUGCUGGCAAGACUCCUUCAGGCAACAUUUUGACUACUCAAAAUCUUAUGUCACCAGCUGUUUCAGUUCAGAUACAGCAGGGCAAUGCUCAAGUCCCUGUGCAAAUUCAAGGAGUAGCUUACGGUGGUACAUCUUAUCCUAGUCAAGCUCAACUUCUUACUAAUGUUCCUGUUGGACUAACAGGAAAUGUUGCUUUUGUGCCCAUUGGAAAUGUUGAUGUUGACUCUCUUGGAACAGCACCUGCUUCAGAGUCCCUGACUCAAAGUAACAGUGCAGCAAUUACCACAUCAAGCCCAAUGAUUAUACCUGUUUCAUCAGAAGCUAUAAAUAAUAUAGAUACCUCAGCAAGGACAGAUGAGCAAAGCAUUACAGGAGCUGUGCAGAACUCUGCUUCUAGUGACUCUAACACUAAUAUAGCUUCAUUUGUGCCAACAACUUCAGUGAGUCAUAUGGUUGUUUCUGAUGACCAUAUUGAUGAUGUACAGCAAGCUCCCUCCAGCAGUAAUUCUACCGAAACCUCUGAUCAGAUACAGGCAACAAAUGUACUUCAUGUGAAUCAAGCUACUGUUGAUCAAACACAGUUACAAGACUUACAAGCUUCGACCUCACAAACAGCUGACCAUCAGAUUCAAUUUCAGUCACAUCAGCAAUUUACUGUCCAGCCACAGAUUGUUCAGAGUAUUCCACAACAGACAAUACAGACUAUUGCAGGACAAACAAUUACUGCACAAGCCGUUCCUCAGCAAGCUUUGCAGAAUCUUCAAUUACAAGUAGUGCAAAAUGCAGGCUCCCUAAUAAUACGAGCCCCAACGUUAACUCCAUCUGGAGAAAUUACCUGGCAAACCUUUCAGGUGCAGAACAUCCAGAACUUGCAAAAUGUGCAAAUUCAGAAUGCACCAGCCCAGCAGAUAACUCUGACACCGGUGCAUACUGUCACAUUGGGCCAAGUAGCAUCCAGUGGGGCAUUGACGCCAAUUGCACCAGCUCCAUUAACUGUUAGUAGCCCACAAUUACAGACAGCAACUGUGAAUUCAUUCGCUUCUUCAAGCAUUCAGUUGCAACAAGGUGCACACAAUUCAAUGGAGUAUUCCCUUGAAGAUGACCCACCAUCUGUUUGGAGGCAGUUUUCUGGAGGUGUACAGAUAAAAGAAGAGGAGGAUGACUCUGAAUCCUGGCAGCUAGCAUCACAACCAUCUACAGUCACUAAUGUGGGCACUGCGACUGUCCUUAGUUCCAGUGAUUUAGCGCAAGUGUCUGUGAACCUGGAUGAGGAUGGCAAUGAUCAGCAGUAUCAACCAGGAAAACGACUCCGGCGAGUAGCAUGUACUUGUCCUAAUUGUAAGGAUGUUUUGGGAAGAUCCUCCAGUAAUUUAGGCAAGAAAAAACAGCAUAUUUGCCACUUUCCAGGCUGUGGAAAGACAUAUGGAAAAACAUCCCAUCUUCGAGCUCAUCUUCGCUGGCACACAGGAGAACGACCUUUUGUCUGUAACUGGGUUUUCUGUGGAAAACGGUUCACUCGCAGCGAUGAACUGCAGCGACACAGAAAAACACAUACAGGUGAGAAGAAAUUUGUCUGUCCAGAAUGCUCCAAGCGCUUUAUAAGAAGUGACCACCUUUCAAAGCACAUCAAAACACAUCAAAACAAGAGGGCCAAUCUUUCCAGCCACAACAGUGCAGCUAUAUCAUCAAUGGAAGUGACAUCUGCCUCUGAUGUUGGCAUCCUUACUUCAGGAGGAACUAUAAUGUCACCUGUAAUAGCAAGCAUUCAGCAGGGCCAUAUGGAAGCGAUUGGAACUGACCAUUCUGAUGGUGCAAAUACUGAAGAAAUGUUACAUAAUACUGAUAUACAGUUAGUCACUAUUGGUGGAGAUGACUGUCUGGACUGAAAAAUGCAGUUUAUAGAAAAAAACAAUGUGUUAGUGAUUUUAUAAUGGAGUAAAAGGCUAGUAAAUUUUGAGCUUUUUCUGCAGUCUUUUUAUCAGUGUGGUUAAAAAAAAUUCAUGUAUUAUGGAAAAGUGACAAAUGUCACUAAAAUGCCUUAUUUUCUAUGUAUUUGUAAUACAGUAUUCAUAUAUCUAUUGAACACUGGCAAUGUUGCAUGUACAUUUUGCAGAUACUCACCACAUGUAGCAAUUUUUCAAAAAUAGCACUCAUGAUAGAUUAUAAACACAGGGAAAUAGCUAUGCAAGACUGAUGGCAAAAUCUUGGAAAUUAAAAGAUUUGGGGAUGAUCCAGUUCAGAGUGGGAAAGUAUGUACAUCUUGAACACAAUUUAUUGUGAUAAAUCUGUUUUCUAUUAAAUUUCAUAGCAAUUUUCUAAUUCAGUGCAUUGCAUUUUCUGAUACAAGUAAGCAUAUUUCAAUCGUAAAAGGGUCACUAUGGUCUGCAUUCUAUAAGCUGAUUAGUAAACUAGCUGUUUGCCAUUUAAAUGUCAAAGUAUGCAUUUCUGUGUAUCAUUAAGCUCUUUAUAAAAGAGGAAUAUUGUAAAAAUGGGAUCUGAAGUCUUAAUCUAUUUUUUCAAUUUAUUAAAAGCCAUUUUUUUUUGCUAAAUGUUAAGGGUCAUCUGCCAAAUGACUGAGUGCGUUGAUUGUAAUUAACCUUGAAGUUUCAAAGUUAACUAUUGCAUAAAACUUCUUUGACACGUUGCAGAUCCUAAUUCAUCUACCCUUUGUAAUUUUCUAUACAAGUUUUUACCUUAACUAUUUGUUGCGCAUAUAUAUAUAUAUAUAUAUAUAUAUAUAUUCGGUUUGUAUUUUUAUUAUGUAUUUGUUAAGGCUACAGAGGUAAUGCAUAACUAUUUAAUCUCUAUCAUCAUUUCAGCAGCAUAGAAGUGGGGAUAAAGAUGCUACCAUUGGACUUUUGUUUUUCUUCCCAAACCCUAGGGUGACCAUUCUUGCCUCCAGACGUGCAGUACCAUUAAAUAACUCAGUUGCACUUCUCUCCAGAAUUUACUAGAGAUAUCCUGUGCCAGUUGUGUGUUUUUUUUAAGUACUGCAUCACAUUGUGGUUUGCACCCUUUUGAAAUUUAUUUCUAACUGUCUUGUCCUUUUUGUAAUGAAAUCAGAUGUGCAGAAUAAACAUUCAGAUUACAGUAUAAAACAGCUUUGAUGAACCAACUGAAAUGAAUUGUGGUUUCAAUAAUUUUUUGGUUCUAGUAAUUUUGAGGAACCACUACUAUGAAGGAUUCGGUGUCACUUGAUGUAGCAUUAUUCCUAUGGUAACGUAGUACUGUGUGCAUAAAGACACAAAUAUAGAAAAUGUUUAUAUCAUUACUCAGUUGAUCAUUGUUUCUAUUUUUAAUCCAGUUACUCUUUAGUAAAAGUGAUUUGAUUAUCUAGAACUCUCCAAAAAGCAUACAUUGUACAUUGUAUUUCAACAUAGGACUCAAGACCUUUGAGGUUUCCCCACAGUGAUAUUUGAAGUUUAAGUAUAGUUCCUUUAUUGCAGUAAUUUUUUUCCUUACAUAGGGUGUGUCAACUUGCAUUGGAAAAAUGGGCCUCAAACUAAGAUGUGUUAUAUGUGCAAGUGCCAACAGUUGGGGUAAAAAGUGUAUGUUACAUGUGAAAAUAUAUAAUGGAUAGUACCGUUUUGUAGUGACCUAUUGCAUUUUUUUUUUACUUUUUGUUAAUGUUUUAAAUAGGUUGUUUGAGCAGUUUUCUUUGCAUUUUAGAGCUAAUAUAGAUCAUACUCUUCUCCCUACCUCUUCCCUCCCCUUCUAAAACAGUUAAUGUGGUAUUUUAAAACAAUGAUGAAACUUGAUUUUAAAAUUCAAUAAAAAUAUAUACAUUGCCAUGUGGUAAUUGUGUCUAGUCUUACAUGUUCCUUCAAAAUGUAUAAAUAUAAAUUAAAAUGCUAAUAAAGUAAGAUUAUACUA